GUUUGAUCCACGCGGGGCUUCUGCGCUUCCACACGGCACAGACGCGCAGAGCGGACAGUGAAGCGCUGCUGCUGCUCAUUCUGCUGCUGAUUCCACGGGGGGAGGGGGGACUCGGCUCAUCACAGUCCCCAUCCAGUCACGCUGAAACAGUGUGGGAUUCCUUCACUCCUCAAUCGGGGAUGCGCAUCUGGACCAGAGAGUGUCCAGGGGACAAUUACGCGUCGAGGCGCUCCGCUGUACCUCUUCUCGUCCUGCCCCCGCAGAGGAAAUAAACACGUCGGCUGAGGACAGUUUGGCUGUUUUGUUUUUUUUAUACAAUGGCAGGCGCAAAGUGCCUUCUGAAGACGCCGAGUAACUUCCAGUCGUCUGCCAUGUUUGAAGGCUCAGAGUCUAUCGAGGUGGAGGGAGGCAGCACAGAGAGCGCAGUGCCAUCGUCCAUCAGUGCCUGUAAGAAGGUUCUGUGCAGUAACAGUGUGCUGGACUCAUCGGAGUACUGGCUGAGGAAUGAAAAGGCUCUGUGCAGACUGGGCCUGCUGGAUGACGACACGGAGGGCGGCUGCACCAUGGUCUGUUUUGUAAAUUUGGACCCACAGAACACUGACUGUCGUGAUGACAAAAGCGUCAAGAAAUUGGCAUCGUUGUCUCCGGACCUGCCAAAGCUUGUUGAGUUACUGACCGUCCACCAGCCGAAAGAAAAUGAGAUCCUGCUGCUCGGUGGAUUAGAAGCCACAGAAGCUUGCCAAGCACACCCACACCCCUCAGCUCAGGGCGGGCAGAGAUGCACAGGUGUGUGCCUGCUUCAGUGUUCGGGGAAGAGACGCUCCACACAGCCUGGUAGCAUCAUCUUUGAGAUCAACAAGUUCCUGAUCGGCCUGCAGUGGGGAAAAGAGCGACAGUGUCAGCAGGGCAAAGCGUCUGGACAGCGCCUCGAUGAUGACACCAAUCGCUCCAUCUCGUCCAUAGAGGAAGACUUCCUGACCGCCUCAGAACACUUGGGAGAUGACAGCGAGGACGACGGCUUCAGAAAUGAGCCAGAGAGCGGUGACCUGGGAGAGAGCGUGCCAGAAGCUGCACAGAAACACUGUGUCAGACUUGCAAGUCAUCGGGGACAGCUGGCACGUCAUCAGCACAGGGAGGAUGCCGAGGUGAAAAAGGAAGGGCAUCAGCGAGCGAGCAUCCAGACUAAAGAGUCAGCGGGGUACUACGCCACCAAUCUGGCUGAGUCGGUACUGCAGGAUGCCUUCAUACGGCUCUCUCAAGAUGAAACCUCCUUUGCCUCAGAGGCAGCCAUCAGUGUGUCCCUCUCUAGUUGCCCUCCCAACUUCAAGAGCCCUUCAAAGACUAAACAGCCUUCCCAACAGCGCACCUGCUCUUUUGAACUCCCUAAAAUUGUCAUUGUUCAGAGCCCAGACAGUUCUGACGGGGCUGCAGAAUGGCCGGAGAACCAGGUGCCUGACCACGCUACCAAAACUGGAGAAAAGCAACAGAAUGAGACGCAGGCUCACAUUCCCCACGACAACGGCGGACACGCAUCCAAACAUGUAGAGGUGGCUUUGGCCUGUGCUGCCAAUGUUAUUGGCACUAUUACUACCCCGCAGCUAACAGAACAGCUCGCCAUGGAAUCCGCUUCGGAAGAGGACGUCGAUGAGGAGCUGCAGGAACCAGAAGAUAAAGGGGAGUACUCCUUCUCCUCAGCUAUGUGUGGCAUGGCUCAGGUAGCCGGCGCUGUCGCAGCUGUGGACUUAAUGGAGGAGCCCGGAGACGGCGGCGAUUCGGACACAGAUCCCGCUGAAAUUUACACGGCGUCCCGCGGUCUGCUGUCUGCUGCCGAGGCCUCCGCAGCAUUCACGCUGCACUGCAGCGUGGCAGAGGGAACCAGCGUCGAAGCAUUUCGUGCCAACAUUGCUGAAGUCCUGCAUCGGGAAGCAGCUGAGGUGCUGACUCAGCCGCAAGGCUACAGGAGUGUGGCCCAUCUGCUGGAAACCACGCAUAACAAGAUAGUAGAUGGCAUUACGUUUUCGAAAAAAAGCUACACGGAUGAAAGGGAGGUGGAUGAAUUAAUAAAUGAAGUGGCAGACAGUCUGUUCAAACAUGCUUUAGAGAAGGCAAAAAAGAAAAAGGAACUGGAGGGUACCGGGAAGGAGGCACCAAGCUUUCAGGUAUUUCUGCAAGACAGUGUCAACAAUCUGCUGUUUGAUAUUCUCUGCCUGACACAGAAAAAGAUCAGCCACAUCUCCACGUGUGACCAAGGGUCACGCGACACACGAGAGGGUGAUGCUUGUGUUAAGGAACCUGCUAACAUCAAGGAGGAUGCCAAGGAGCCAUUAAGCCAAUUACAGUGCUUAUUUGGGCAUAAUGAGAAUCUAAGCGGCGUGCUGCACUGCACAGAUAAGUUAUCCACAGUUGCAGGGCUGAAGGAGAAAUAUGCGCUUGAGGAAGGUGAUGUCAUUGCGUCGUCCUCAGCAGCAAACAUCAAAGAACAACAGCAGCAGCCAUUGUGCAGACAAACUCAGUCUAAACCCACCUCCUUGCCAGCCAAAGACUUUUCUGACAGCCACCAGGGCACUGGUGCAAUCAGAGAGCCUUUAAGUGAAAUCCCAGUUCCGCUCACAGAGAGGAGAGGUCGACUGGGGACAGGCAGUGACAGCAGACAGGCCUCUCUGACACCUCAGUCCUCCCUCAACUCUUUCAGAAUAGACUCAGAGUCCAGGACACCGAUUACUUGCUAUGCUGAUGAUUUGGCUUCCACAGUGGUGUCUAUGGCCACAGAACUUGCAGCAAUCUGUCUAGAAAACUCCACUGGGAAACAGCCCUGGUUCUGUGCCCUUAAAGGGUCCUCUGCUGAAGUCCCUGAGGGCUAUUUGAUCCCUGCUUGCCGCACAGUGCUGAGGAGAAAAGAGGGUCAGAACAGCAAUUCAGCUUCCAGAAAACAUCGGGCGCCGCGCCUAAGUGAAAUUAAAAGGAAAACGGAGGAGCAGCCAGAGCUAAUGGAGCGGCUGGUCAACCGGGUGGUAGAUGAGUCGGUCAACCCUGACGAACCGCAGGACCCAUUUGCCCUCUUUGCCUCUGAGGUCACAGCUAGGAUCCUGAACUGCCCUGAACUCAAUGUGGUGGAUACCUCCAAAACAGGCCAGCAACGCAGCAGACUGCAGUGUGAGAGGUGGAGCCGUGGGAAGGCAUCCAGUUAUGAGAGCAUUCCAGAAGAAGACGCGGACCCAUCUGGCACACCCAACACCCUGGGCCCGGGCAGCCGGUUAGGUCAGAACUUGAGUCGCGGCAGCUCGAUUUCUAAGCAGUCCAGCUGCGAGAGCAUCACAGAUGAGUUCUCUCGGUUCAUGGUUAACCAGAUGGAGACCGAGGGCAGAGGCUUUGACCUUCUGUUGGACUACUAUGCAGGGAAGAAUGCCAGCAGCAUCCUGGCUGCUGCUGUACAGCAGGCCGCAUCGAAGAAAAACGGCCACCUUAAUGUCAGGGCGUCAUCGUGCCUGUCUAAACAGUCGAGCACCGAGAGCAUCACAGAGGAGUUCUACAGGUUUAUGCUUCGGGAUAUGGAUAAGGAAAACAAAGAAUGUGGCAUUGCAAAGACUAAAGAGUGGAGCAACAGCCUGUUCCCACCUCCUCUAAGAACACCCUUCUGUAUACGUCAGUCUUCGGUGCCAGACCGGCGCUCCUCAGACUCACGGCUGACUGUCAACUCGCCCAUAAAAGCAAACUCUUUUGAUGGAUUUGCACGGAAUGUGCACGGGGACACAUUGAAUAUCUUCCCCACCAACUCUGUGUCAGCCACAGGACUGUGCAAGUCAGACUCAUGCCUCUAUCAGAGGGGUAAGACUGACCAGAUCACUGAUAUGCUAAUUCAUGAGACCUGGUCAAGCUCUAUCGAGUCUUUGAUGAGAAAGAACAAGAUCAUUGCUGAUCCUGAAGACAGUAUUGAUUUGGAAGCUGCAGGAGACUCCCAGCCCCAUGUGCAGCAGUUUGCCAAUCGCCUGGCAGCUGACAUAGUGGAUAUUGGCAAAUCUGCGCUUGGGGGACAGCAAGAUGUAGGUGGAGGCGCACCUGGGUCACAUCCACAGGCGCACAUGCCUGUUGGUGAAAGGAGGAGAGGGUUCAAGCAAUCCCAUCUACGCUGUAGCCGAAGUAGGUCGAGCCAGGAGCAAGCUGGCAGCAUCGGGUCCGGGGGAAGCGACAGCAGUUCAGCCUGCAUAAGGGGCCCCAGGAACGUGCCGCUGAUCCACAUCGAAGGAGAUCAGCGAGAUGAAGAGAUGCUCUCAAACCCUGAAAGAACAGGGGGACAUCAAGAAGCAUCCUCAGACACGUCGGCUACCAAGCAAGAGAGAGCUCCCACCAACAGCAGCAGCAGUGACAGGGACAGGACAGCCGUGGCGGUGGCUGCAGUAGUGAAGAGGGACAAGCGUUCUAUGAGUGCUAGCAGUGAAGAGAGCAUGGGGAGCUGGUCUCACAUAACCCCUGAAGAUGACCCCCACGAGGAGACCAGUAGUUUUAUCCACCUGAGCGAGGGGAAUGGGACCAGCAGCACGUCUAGCUUAGGCCUGGUAGACCUGGAUUCUUUUUCUGAUGUUCCCUCUCAAAGCACAGUAAUCCACGAGGAGACUGAGAGAUGCCACCUGGCAGGAGCCAAAGACACUGUAUUUGAGAGCAGUUCAGCAAGAACAGCAGGCGACGGAAGCAUCAGGGAGCUGUUGGUGGUAAACUGUGACCUCGAGCCAGAGUGCAUGGACCUGGAGCUGAGAGUGGCUCUACAGUGGAUCGCUGCCUCGGAGUUGGGCCUUCCUGCUCUCUACUUCAGGAAGUCCAAAGAGAAGAGAGUUGCAAAGUUCCUGAGGGUGGUCCACCUGAUGUCUCAGAAGGCGUGGAGGAUUGCAGACUUGUUUGGCGCUGUGGUUCAGUUCUGUAAGCUGCACGAGAAAGCGGAAGAGGCAGGCAAGUCUCUCCAGUCCAGCCUGUUCGAUUGGCUUCUGGAGACACUUUAGGACACUUGCCGCCUCAAAUCGCAAACAGUAACAAUACAAGCUCACUCAUUCACUCACAUUUGUAACAUGUUCCUGUUUGCGCGUGUAUUGUCUCAUCACACCAAGUGUCUCCUACUAAGAGCUGAAAGCACGACGCAAUCAGCAUACUUGAGAAAUUCAUACCUCUCACCCUUGUCCAGUUGGACCGAUCUCCCUUUAAUGAGAGCAUGUUCUUGUUUCCAGAGUUACCUCUCUAGUGACAUGCACGCAAACACACGGCAAACUGUAGGUACACGGGUUGGACGUUCCUGUUGGGAAUGAAUGAGCCCUCCAGUGAUCAUAGUCAGCAGGUUCUAACUGCUCCAGAUUAUAUAGAAAAUAUAUAUUUACAGAUUCACACAGUCGAAUCAUGAUUUUAUUUAUUUAUUCACUCAGAGAAAGGCACCUAUAGGACAUACUGUAGGAAAAUCAGGUUAUAGCCUUCCCGCAGCUCAAGAUGCUCAAACCUUUUGUAUUAAAACUACUUUUAAAAGAGGCUCUUUAAAUCUAAGCCCAAAAAAGCCCUGACACUUUCUUCUGAUGGUCACAUUGAAGUGCACAUUUACUUAAUGUAAGCAAAACGUCCAGAUUUUUGUUGUGUCCAUUGGCUAACGUACCACCUCUGUUGUGACUUUGAAACUCAGUACGUAUGAUAUUUUAUUCAUGUUACUUAAGAAGGGAUUAUUUUGGAUAGCUGUACUGUAUAUACUGUAGAUUUUGAACUGCUGCACCUUGGAGUAGUGGACCGCUCUUUUAGCUUUUGCUAUGUCUAAAAAGACAGAGUAAGGUUUGUAAUGUUGAAUUUGUAUGUGGAUUUGGUCAGUAUAUUUCUCUACUUAGUGGUAAUCUUGUGUUACAACAGCAUUGCGGGGGGAAAAAGCACAUGACACAGCUGUAAACUUGGUCACAGUAGAAAUGAAUGUAUUUAUCUUUUGACAUCAAUAAAUUUCUGUGAUGUGAAAUACGA
Messenger RNA from Oreochromis niloticus (Nile tilapia), 5976 nucleotides. RefSeq names its product SPHK1 interactor, AKAP domain containing (gene sphkap). Gene Ontology annotation, cellular component: mitochondrion; cytoplasm. The coding region runs from base 318 to 4991 and encodes 1557 amino acids. The record is from RefSeq and is a predicted model, not a curated record. Gene Ontology annotation, molecular function: protein kinase A binding. The transcript has 12 exons. Lineage: Eukaryota; Metazoa; Chordata; Actinopteri; Cichliformes; Cichlidae.